AUGGCUUCUCAAACUCACACUCUACCUCCUCUCCCCUACGCCUACGAUGCGUUGGAGCCGAUCAUCUCCAAGCAGAUAAUGGAGCUGCACCAUCAGAAGCACCAUCAGACAUACAUCACCAACCUGAACGCAGCACUUUCUGCCCAAGCCUCUGCAACAGCAUCAAAUGACGUCCCCACCUUGAUCUCAUUGCAACAAAAGCUCCGCUUCCACGGCGGCGGUCACAUCAACCACUCCCUGUUCUGGAAGAACUUGACUCCCCCCGGCACGCCCGGGAAUGACAUUGGCGGCGCUCCCGCUCUGCGCGAAGCUAUCAUCUCCCGCUGGGGUUCGCAUGAGGCAUUUGUCAAGGCUUUUGGAGCCGAGCUGCUCGGUCUUCAGGGGAGUGGCUGGGGAUGGCUGGUGAGCAAGGGUGGUGCUAAGGGACGACUUGAGAUUGUGACUACUAAGGAUCAGGACCCUAUCAAUGCGCCUGAUGUGCCUAUCUUUGGUGUGGAUAUGUGGGAGCAUGCCUACUAUCUCCAGUACUUGAACAACAAGGCUGGUUAUGUCGAGGGAAUUUGGAAGAUCAUUAACUGGGCGGAAGCGGAGAAGCGCUACACUGCUGGUGUGGAGAACCCGCUGAAGCUGUGA
Molecule: messenger RNA, 633 nt
Organism: Penicillium expansum
Lineage: Eukaryota; Fungi; Ascomycota; Eurotiomycetes; Eurotiales; Aspergillaceae
Product: superoxide dismutase
Exons: 3
Coding region: 1-633 (210 amino acids)
Biological process (GO): superoxide metabolic process
Cellular component (GO): mitochondrion
Molecular function (GO): metal ion binding; superoxide dismutase activity
Source: RefSeq, a predicted model, not a curated record